Messenger RNA from Cottoperca gobio, 855 nucleotides. RefSeq names its product transmembrane protein 14A (gene tmem14a). Bases 159 to 467 code for a protein of 102 amino acids. Gene Ontology annotation, biological process: regulation of heme biosynthetic process. The record is from RefSeq and is a predicted model, not a curated record. NCBI's taxonomy places the organism in Eukaryota, Metazoa, Chordata, Actinopteri, Perciformes, Bovichtidae. The transcript is spliced from 5 exons. Gene Ontology annotation, cellular component: mitochondrial membrane.
CUGAAUUACUACUUUCCCACUUUAUCAAAAGUCAGCGAACACAACACAAACCAAAUGGCGCAUGUGCUUUAUGGUUUGUAGGCAGUAACAAGGAAGUGCAGACACAGAUUGAAGGUUUCUAAUUGCUGCUGUUCACUUGUUUCUACUCAAGCUUUGUGAUGGCAGUGGACUGGAUUGGAUUUUGCUAUGCUUUAGCCAUCGCCUUUGGAGGAUAUAUGGGUUACACGAGAAAAGGCAGUGUGAUGUCCCUGAUGGCUGGUAUAGUUUUUGGUGGGUUAUCUGCUUAUGGUGCAUACAACGUCUCUGCUGACCCAAAGGACAUCAAGGUCUCAUUGCUUACCUCGGGAGUCCUGUCACUCGUGAUGGGAAUGAGAUACAAGAGAUCUGGAAAACUAUUGCCUGCUGGCAUUAUGUCAGGACUAAGCUUGUUGAUGGUGUUUCGACUGCUACUACUCCUCAUGGUGUGACUGGAGGAAUAACACUGACCAGACUGAGGGCUCUCUGUCCCUCAAUGAACAAGCCUUGUUUGAAGGAAACAGCAUUCCCAGCAUACUAAAACAAUCCUUUUGUUUGAUAUGGUUACAUAACUUCCAUGUGACCAGAAACUUUGCAACAGUCACCAGUGGGUGUUAACAAAUUUAAGAUGAACAAUUUAUCACAGUGCAGUAAACCCGUUUUGCUGAUCUUGUACAAAUAAAACUUUUUUCUUGUAUAAGAGCAUGUGCAUGAAUGUAAAUCUCAUGAUUUAGGAUCACCAGAUGUACAGGAGCUGGUGCAAAUUGUUUGUGUACGCUACUACUUCAUUUAUGCAGGCUGACUCACUAAAAGUCAUAAAAUAAAGUAUUCUUGACCGCU